GCUUACAUUAGCUUAGAUUUAUAAGAAAUAGCCUAUGCUAUUAUUCAUAAUUUUAAUUUAUUUUUCGUGUUUUACUCUAAAAUGUGUGCUUGGUGAAGGGUCAACAUUCCCAUAUGACCUAGUCGAUAAGAAAGCUAUUUCAGCAGAUUCAACAGGAGCCGAUUCAUCUGGAUUUAGAGACGAUAUCAUUCCGCUGUUAGAAUUGGUCACAAAUGCCACAGAAAAAUUUAGGAAUGAUCCUAAGGGACUAAUGUACGAUGCUAUUGCGGGUGACUCGAAGUCUCAAUUUUUAGUGGGAAUGCUAUAUGCAAUGGGUCCUGAUGACAAUUUAAUCAUUCAGCUACCACAAGAUGAAGCAUUAUCAAGGCUAUACUUAGAAUUAUCUGCAAAACAAAAUUAUACUUAUGCAUUGCUUGCUCUUGGAUAUCGGUAUACGACAGGAAUUGGGACUACCAAACAAUUAGAUAAAGGAUUAAGCUAUUACCGACAAGUUUCAGAGCAGGUAACUUCACUAGUGCAGCCAUUAACUCAUUUUGCUAGAGAUAUGGCGAAUGAUUACCCUGUUGAUGUGUACGAUCUUAAUGGACGACAAUCUUCGGAUUCUAGCAUUCUAAAUAUAAGAGAUGAUAUGCUAGAAUUCUUGAACGAUUUUGCAGUGAAUGGAAAUAACAUUACUGCCUAUCUUAAUUUAGCAGCUGUGUACCACCGUGGUCAACUAGGCAAAGCAAGGAAACCUGCUUUAGCAAUGAAGCAUUAUUUGUCUGCUCUUCGGCUUGCAUAUCCAGGAAUAUCUGAAGUUUCUGAAAAAGCGAUAGUACAGAUAAAAGAAGAAAACAAGAAUGGCUUCCCUAGACAUGCUAUGGAGAAUGUGGACAGUAUCGCCAACACUGCGUUUAAUCUCGGAUGUAUGGAAUUACAUGGCGAUCUCGGAAAUCGUAAUCCAGCCGCUGCGUUCAAUUGGUUCGAGUUUGGAAAAUCUUUGAAUCAUUCCUCUUCUCGAUCAGCCCUUGCAUAUCUGUAUUUUAUGAAUUAUCAAGUUGCUAUGGAUGAAUCACAAGCCAAGCAAUUGUUACGUGAAGCUAUAGCACAGGGAGAUCCGAUUGCGUACACAAUUGCAGGGAAAAUAGCUAUUUCACAGAACAAAAUCGAGGAGGCCCUUGAUUAUUUUCUUCAUGCAUUUGAAGGAUCCAAUUUAGAAGCAGCUUUAUAUCUUGCUUACCUUUACUCGGAUAGUAAUCAAGAAAAAGCGAUCGCAUUUCACAAACACUUUAUCGGUCGAACAUUGCAGAUGUAUUUCGAUUUUCGGACGUUGUCUAUGGAUGCAAAGGUGAAGUAUUUUUUUACCCGAAUUUCUGCUGAGCUGGGAAGCGUUAUGUCACAAGUAUUAGCAGGAAAAAACGUUGACCCUUCUAAAUCAUAUUUAAAAAACGCUAUUUUUCCUUAUACUAAUACUACGUAUCGCGAGGCACAAAUAGCAUUGACCUAUUAUUCUCGAGCUGCCGUGAGGCAUCACCAUGAUUCAUUAAUAAAGGUUGCUGACUUUUAUCAAUUCGGGAUAGGAACACCAACAGAUUUUGGCUUAGCUUUUACUUUAUAUACUCAGGCUGCUACAACAGGUGGUUCUUCGUUAGCCUACUGGCGCCUAGGGGAAAUGCAUGAGUACGGACGUGGGAUCCCAAGAGACUUUGAAAUGGCCAAAAAAAAUUACGACAUCUCAUUAGAAAUAAGCCAUAGAGGUUUUCUAGCUAUCCUUCUGGCUAGACUACGAAUGAAGCUAAGUCAUCCCGAUUCCAAGUUUUCCGUGAUAUAUUAUGCUACACGGUCAAUUAUCCUGGGAGUUUUAAAGAGUACUCAAAAAGUUAUUUUGUUUUUAAGUUCAAGUUUUGUACGAAAUAAAACGAGUAAUAACCUACUUGACACCUCAUUUCUAGAAAGCAUCCCUUCGCACGUAGAAGGGUUAGAAUCUUCGAAUACGGAAACAGCAUCAGAGGUACCUUCAAGCACAAGUGCCUCAGAAACCAUAUUGGCUGACAUGAACACGUUGGAUAGAAAGUUUAUUGAGACAUUGUCUGUAACAUUACUUGUGGUUAUCGUUGGUUAUGUUCUAAUGAAGCGACAUCAACAAUCAAGGAGGAGUCAAAUACACUUAGGUAAUCAAAUCCAAAGUGAACAUGCUAGCUAGCUUCUUCAAAUGAUGCAGUUAACGGUUAAAUAACGUACUAAUUGUAUAUUGGAUUUAUUUUCGUUUACUCCUGUUGUUUUUCUUCCUGAUACAUAUACGAUGAAUAUAUUUUACAUGAUUUUAGUUUAGAAAUUCCUAUAAUACUAUUUUGGAUACAAGCCAUCGUUCGUUAUAGACCCUUUUUUUAAUAACAUAAUUUAUUAAUAUUUAAAAUAAAUAAUAUAUAUAACAG
Molecule: messenger RNA, 2414 nt
Organism: Schizosaccharomyces octosporus yFS286
Lineage: Eukaryota; Fungi; Ascomycota; Schizosaccharomycetes; Schizosaccharomycetales; Schizosaccharomycetaceae
Product: HRD ubiquitin ligase complex subunit
Exons: 1
Coding region: 35-2182 (715 amino acids)
Molecular function (GO): protein binding
Source: RefSeq, a predicted model, not a curated record